This is a messenger RNA of Paramecium pentaurelia, 673 nucleotides long. The record is from the annotation of a GenBank genome assembly. Lineage: Eukaryota; Ciliophora; Oligohymenophorea; Peniculida; Parameciidae.
UAUGGCCACUUCUAUUGCUAAUAAGAAGGACAAUUUUGAUUGGCUUAUUAAAAUUCUAUUGAUAGGGGAUUCUGGUGUUGGAAAAACUAAUGUGCUAUUACGAUUUUGUGAAAAUAAUUUCCAACCAACAUACUUAUCAACAAUAGGAAUAGAUUUUAAAAUUAAAUCAAUUGAUGUUGAAGGUAAGAAAAUCAAGAUGUAAAUUUGGGAUACUGCAGGAUAAGAGAGAUUUAAGACUAUUACUUAGACAUAUUAUAAAGGAGCAAUGGGAAUAAUUCUUGUAUAUUCCAUAGAUGAUAAAGACUCAUUUAACAAUAUUUCUAAUUGGAUGAAUUAAAUUAAGUAACAUGCAAGUGAAAAUGUUUGUAAAUUGCUUAUAGGUUUCUAUUUUAAAUUUAUUCAUUUAUAUUAGGAAAUAAAAUUGAUGUGCCAAAUAGACAAGUCUCAAAAGAAGAAGGAGAAUAAUUAGCAAAAUCAUUUGGAGUUCCUUUUUUUGAAACAUCAGCAAAGGAAGGUACAAAUGUAGCAGAUGCCUUUUUCGCUAUGGCCAAGGCAGUCAAAGCAAAUUUAUAAAAUGAAAAAUAACCUAAUCCAAGUAGUAGUUCCUAAAAUGGAAUACAAUUAGUACCAAAUAAUGCUGCUGAAGAAAAAAAGAAGAGUGGAUGUUGUUGAA